AUUCUCCCUCCAUAGGGAGCGACCUCCUCUCUGCAGCCCUGAAUAGGGAGAAACACGGGCAGGCACGGCGCCUGUUAGCUGUGGGAAAUACAACAAACUGACGGUGCUCGGUAGUCAGGCAGCUAGCUGUGUCAUAACGUUAUUUUGAAGUGUUAGUUGGGAAAACAUGCGGUUGCGGCGGCGGCUCAAGCGGGACCGUGAUGAGGGACUGGGAGCUGGGAUUCGCCCAUUAGACUGCUGAGAGAGACUCAUUAGCCUGCUCGCUAACGGAUAACACGGCUAAGCUAGUAGCGAAGGACGCUAAACUUCGCAGAAUUUGCGGUUAGGAUUGAAAGUCUACCUCACAACUCGUCGUUUUAUUUCCUACAGAGUGGGAUUUAUUUAUCUUUAUCUCCAGCUGAUGGUCGAAGACGCCGAACUCUAUUUUGCAGCGGUUUUGUUUGCUGCUUGCUCGGUAGCUAACAGUAUUAUUGAUCCGAGCAGCUUGUUGUUAAUCACUCGGGGUCGGCUUUGUGCUUCCAGGCCAUGGACUGAACAGCCUCUUCAUCCACAAGCGAGCUAGCUUAGUGGCUAGCCCUGGGGUUUCUUCUUAAAUAACAAACAAAACAAACUCCAGUUUCUACAUUCUGAGCUGGACUGGAACGAGGAAAGGAAAAGCAAAUUUCUCCUGGAUCAAGUGCGCCUUUUUUUUUUUUUUCUCCUCAAGGACCAUGAGUUUUUGGAUGCUCGGUUCCGUCCCAAAUCAGAUGUGAAGGGAAAAUAAACCGAGCGGAUUCUUCUUUUCUACUUUGUCGAGUUUGGGACGAGCUGUUAGAACCAGCAUUAUAAUGUCUACUGCGAAAGAAAACCCUUGUAGGAAAUUCCAAGCGAAUAUUUUCAACAAAAGUAAAUGUCAGAACUGUUUCAAGCCGAGGGAGCUUCAUCUGCUGACCGACCCAGACCUGAACCAGGCUAAACCGAUCUAUGGAGGCUGGCUGUGCUUGGCUCCAGAGGGAACGGAUUUUGACAAUCCGAUGCAGAGGUCUCGGAAAUGGCAGCGGCGCUUCUUUGUCCUCUAUGAACACGGCUGCUUGCGCUUCGCUCUGGACGAAUCACCAAGCACACUACCACAGGGCACUGUCAACAUGAACCUGUGCACAGAUGUGAUAGAUGCUGAACCUAAGACCGGCCAGAAGAACGCGCUGUGUAUCAUCACGCCUGAACAGGAAUAUUACAUCCGGGGGGACAACAAGGAAAUUAUCAAUGGGUGGAGCGAACAGCUAGUUAUUUAUCCAAGGACCAACAAGCAAAAUCAAAAGAAGAAACGCAAGGUGGAGCCGACGACGUCUCAGGAGCCUGGUCCAGCUAAGGUAGCCGUGACUGGCUCGGGCAUUCCUGAGGCGGAGAAAGUUCCAGACUCCAGCUCCAUUAUAUGGCAAGAGGAGCUGCAGAGCAGAGAAGCAGAGGUGUCGCAGGCAUGGUCCUCAUCAGACAUGACACCCCAGGGCUCUCUGCUGACCCCUGCAGCAGAGGAAGCCUCUGUGAGCCGUAGUUUGGACUUGGGCUCUGUUAAUGGAGAUGAGGUGGACCGCAGUACAUUCUCCUUUCCCCCGUGUCUGUCCCAGCCCCCACAGGACCUGGUUUCCAUGACAGCAGGCAUGCUGGGGGGUGUUCCACGGUGUCCAUCACCUGCACACAGUGAACCUUUCCCCUCAGGCAGCAGUCUGCUGUCUAACGGCUCGCACAUCAGCGGCUCCAUCAGCUCACUGGACUCGGACGCCAGCACAGAUAGCCACGUACCACUCCGAGGACGUAACAAGCCUGAAAAACGCAGGGACAGGCAGGACAGAGAGACUGUACUCAGCCCAGAGAGGAGUGGCCGCUCGAAUGUGAUCGAGAAGCUUGAGGCGCUGGAACUGGAGAACGCAGAGCGGAUGGAGGUUGAAGAGGUGGUGCGCAGCGAGGCCAGACAGGGCCGCAGUGAAAUGAGACGCUUCAACAGACAGGAACAGAAGCUUGACCCAGCACAGGGUCUGGACUUCCACCCGUCCACUCUUCCUCCAUUGAGAAGAGCCAAGUCACUGGACCGCAGGACAACAGAGUCAGUCAUGACACCAGACCUGCUGAAUUUCAAGAAAGGCUGGAUGGUGAAACUUGAUGAGCAAGGCCAGUGGAAGAAGUAUUGGUUUGUACUGACGGACCACAGCCUACGAUAUUAUAAGGAUUCGAUUGCUGAGGAGGCAUCAGAUCUAGAUGGAGAAAUUGACCUCAGCACAUGCUAUAACGUUACAGAGUACCAAGCUCAACGCAACUAUGGCUUCCAAAUUCAUACCCAGGAGGGAGUGCACACCUUGUCUGCCAUGACUGCUGGAAUCCGCCGCAAUUGGAUCCAGGCUGUCAUGAAAAAUGUUCGACCUUCCACAGCACCCGAUGUUGCAAGCCUGACAGUUGAACAUGGUUCCUUUGGCCCCUUGGAGAGUCUUACACGGCCCGACGUCACUCAGGACUCUCCAUCCUCUGAGGCCUCAUCUGUGGAGCGUGAGCCUAGGAAGAGUCGAGCACGAGAGCGACGGCGUGAAGGACGCUCCAAAACCUUCGACUGGGCCGAGUUCAGGCCCAUCGCCCAGGCCCUGGCUCAGCAACGGGCCCACGAAGCCGACGCUUUCCAGGCUCAGCUUAGCGACGCCGAACGCAGCAAGAGGAGGGAGGAGAGGCGGAGGAGGUACGAGUGUGUGACUGGCAGCUUGUCCUUCGAACCUUCUCCUGACAGCAGCAGGAUGGACUUGGAGAGCAUGCACACGAAUGUGGGCAGCGUCUGUCCGCCCUCACUAGAGCGUCAGCAGAAAGUGGAGGAUGAGAUCGAGCAGCGCUGGCAGCAGGUGGAAAAAACUCCAAUCAGAGAGGAGAGGAGAGUACCACUGUCCACGGCACUGAGGACCAGAGAGACAGCAGAGCUCGAAAAACUACUAGAAAGCUACAAAAAGGGGGUAGAAGAUCUGAAAGCGCAGUUAGAGACAUGCCACCAACAGCUGACGGAUUCUAACCAGCACAAGCAGGAGCUAGAGAACCAACUCAAGGCUGCUCUGGAUCGAGAGCAUCAGAUCCGUGCUGGGUACAUCUCACCGCUGGAGUCACCUUUGAGUCUUGAGACAAAGCCCCAGAUGAAGAAGCCAGAACUGGUUAGUUCUCAAGCUCAGAGUUUAACAAAGAAGUACCAGGAAACCAAAGAGCUUCUCCAGCUGCAAGAACUGAAAAAGCGCAACAUGCAGGCACAGCUUGGCCUUUCACUUUCACACUUGUGCACCAAGGAACCUUACCUUUCUGACACCAAAAUAUCAUCCACCUCAGAGCUCCUUUCUUCUAGUCUUGUUACAAAAUCUGUUACCAUUGUGCUUCUGGAUAAUGAGGGCAAGAUCCGAGAGCUUGAGGACUUGAUAGAUUGUAGUAAACCGUUGUCAGUUAAGGAGUUGACAAAUCUGCUGCACUGUCACACUGAAUCAGUACUGUCCGAUUUCCCUCAAGACCCAAAUGAACAUGAUAGAUCAAAUGACAUAACGAAAUGUCAUAAACUUUUGGAAAGUCUUAAAAAUCAGCAGGAAAUGGAGAAUGAGACAAUGAGGAAGAGCUUGGCCAAGGCCGGGAACAGCAUUCGGGAUUACGAGGCUCGGCUUAUCACAAUGGAGGACAUGUUAGGAAGGGUCCAGAAAACUCCCUAUAUAUCUCCUUGUCAACAGGAUGACACUUUGCAAAUGACAAACCGUGGCCUAUCUCAGAGGGUUGAACUGCUCACGAGUGAAAAUGAAGCACUAAACCAGCGUUGUCAUGAAAUAGUCAACCAGCUGAGAGAAGCAGACCGAGAAAUAGACAGACUAAAAGCAGAGCUUCAAAGUGGGCAACAAUAUCAACAAAGCAGAGUAAAUCAGGAUGUGAUUGAACCAGGAGACAAAGGAGCUUUUAAGAAUUUGUAUGAGCAGGAACUCCUUGACAAGUCUCAGAAGCUUGAAGAGGCACUCAUCAAGUUGAAGGUACUUGGGAGUCGUUUGAAAGAUACAGAAAAGAAGCUGCAGCUCAGAGAGGCUACUAUGAAAGGUCUUGGAUUUCAGGUGCUUGAGAAUGAUAAAGAUGACCAGUCAUCGGAAUUGGAGAAAGAGCACCUCAAACAUCACAUAGAGGUUAUUGAGUCCAAGCUUUCUGAAAAGGAGAAGUUGCUUCAAACUGUUGAACAAAUCUGUAGAGAGCUUGAAGCACAGAACAUGGACCUCCAGAGGAAAAAGCUAGAAGCUGAACAGACUUUUAACCACGCACUUUUAGAGGCUAAAGAGGACAUAAGAAUGUUGAAAGAGAGAGCUGUGGAGGAGGUGGAGUCAGAUAAUGAACGCAGAGUAGACAGUAAGUGCCAAGAGUUGAUGCGGCGUGAUGGUGUGAUGGAGGAAAUAUUGGAAAGUUUCAAGAGGAGGUCUAAUGCUCUUCAGCAAGUUUUAACCAUGUUGAAGGCCAGUGAGAACGAAUGUGAUGGAUCGAGCACUGGCACUGAGGAAGGUAAUGUGGGAAGGAAUUUGACAGGAAGGAUGAUGGCAUUGUUUGAGCGUGAGAUUUUGGGUAGAGUUUUAAAUGGCAUUGAGAAUAGUCAAGUAGAUAAAGGAGACUGCGAGCAAGUGUCUGUUGUCAAAAAUGUAGUAGAACGAACGCUAGUGGAAAAUGACAUCCUGUUUUCUGCGAUCGGAAACAUUGAAAGUCCGUUAAACACUGAACAUGCAGAGAUGCAGACUGAUAAAGAUGUAGUUGGAGAUAAGUUUAAUGAAGUCAUUAUGAAACAGCUUGUUGAAACCGUUCAAGGUAAAGUAACCCUUUUAAAUCAGAUUGCUUCAACCAUUAAUGAACCUGCGAAUGAACAGUUCAAGUCUUUGGCUUUAAUGCUGCCUAGCUGUGAACCUCAAGCACAAUGGUCUCGGUGUAUUCAAGAUGCCAUAUCAGACGUAACGCGCACAUAUCUUCUAAUACGGCAAAGAUUUCAAAAGGACAGUGACUUGCACUCUGAUGUUGAAGCACCGACAGCUGCUUGUGCUUGUUGUUCUCAGUUAAAAGAGCAAAACCUGGAGCUUAAAUUAAAGCUUGACCAAAUGUCAACCCAAACGUCAAGCCCCAAGAACCCGGUCGCUGAUGACUCCAAGCCAGUGAUGCACAUCCACAUAGAGGGUGAACCAACUGAUUCUCUGGACAAGGCCAUUCAGUUACAAGACGUGGUGGCAAAACAUAAGAAGGAGCUUCAAGAAGUGAGGGAGGCCUAUGAGCAAGAAGUGGCUAAGCUGAAGGAGAAAGUGUCCAAGAGCAAGGAAACACUAAGGCUAAGAGCCGAGGAGAAUGCAAAAGAGAGAGACUCUUUGACUGUCUGCAUGGAGAAUUUAAAGAAGCAGCAUGAGGUGGAGCACAACAUGUUGGUGGAGCAUUUUAACCAGGAAUUGGUUGAGCUUAAUGAUGUGAUGGGGUCCCUUGGAGCAGACCUUCCAGAUGAUGGCCAACCAAAUGCAGCUUCCCUCAAGCGGUGCAUCCAGAAGCUAGUGGCACAGGUGACCGGAGAGACAAAGCGGCGAGAUCGAGAGGAGGACGCAGCGUUGCUCCGUCUGAAAUACGAGAAAGACCUGGAAAACCUGAAGGCUACAUGUGAAAGAGGCUUUGCUGCCAUGGAGGAGUCUCAUCAGAAGGUAAUAGACGAGCUGCAGAGGAAACACCAGCGGGAACUGGAGAACCUGCAGAAGGAGAAGGAGCGACUCUUGGCCGAAGAGACAGCAGCCACGAUUGCUGCUAUUGAAGCUAUGAAGAAUGCACAUCGGACUGAGCUAGAGAAGGAAUUGGACAAAGCACGUAAAGCCCAUAGUAACACUGAAAAUGCAGACAUUGAGGAAAUUCGCCGACAACACGAGGAGGAGCUGCUGUCCUUUCAGCGGGAAAUCGAAGUGCUGUCCGAGCAGUACUCACAGAAAUGUCUGGAGAACGCUCACCUGGCACAGGCGCUGGAGGCGGAGAGACAGGCCCUGCGUCAGUGCCAGAGAGAGAACCAGGAGCUUAAUGCACACAACCAGGAGCUGAAUAAUCGUCUGGCUGCUGAGAUAACAAAAAUGAGAUCAAUGACCAGUGAGGAAGGCGAAUCUGGAACAGCCAUUCAGGGAAAAGAGCUAUACGAAUUAGAGGUCAUGCUGAGGGUGAAGGAAUCAGAGGUGCAGUAUCUGAAGCAGGAGAUCAACUCAUUAAAAGAUGAGCUACAAGCCGCCCAGAGAGAUAAAAAGUAUGCCACAGAUAAGUACAAGGACAUCUACACAGAGCUGAGCAUUGUGAAGGCCAAGGCUGAGCGAGAUCUGGGGCGGCUACGGGAGCAGUUACAAUUAGCCCACGAGGCUUUGGGAGAGCCCACGCCAGAGGAGGUGCAGCGGGGAGGAUAUGAUAUCAUGAAAUCAAAAAGCAACCCAGACAUUCUGAAGAUGGCUGCCGCAGCUGCAAAACGCUCGGAGCGUACCAUGAGGUCAAAGAGUCUUAAGGAAGGCUUGACAGCUGAGCAAAGACUCCACUUGUUUGACAACAAGGACACGAAGGAGUUCUGAAACUUGAUGCCUCAGCCUGGCUUUGCUGCAUGUUAUAGAGGUCCACCAUAUUUUAUUCCAGUAAUUAAUCACUUAGAAACACACUGGUCACGGCACACAGCAUAUUAUAAAUAUGGUAUGAAGUUUGAAUUUUAUGUCUCUAGUCUGCAUUUUGUGCACUUCAGUUACUGUGACUUUUUUUUUUUCCUUUUUAAACAUGUCUUAAUGUAAAUAGUUGUUUUUAAUGAAGCAUCUAUCAUUCAUACACUAAACAUGACUGUGUCAGCUACUGUUUUAACUCUAGUAUGUGUGAAUAGCCAAAGGAUGGAUAAAAAUGUAAUGACUCAAAUUACACUUAAUAAAGAGUAGAAACAAUCAUACCUGCAGAAAUGCUUAUUACGCUAGAUGUGGUUAUGCACAUUCCCUCCAGCUUCCUGUUGGUUCUGACACAAUCAGAUGGCUGGCAAAGUGAAAAAGAAACACUACUUGAUACCCGGAAGUGUUAGUAUGUACAUGGAGAUUACUGAAUGUUGACCAGUUAAAGGCAAGGCAUUUGUAUCUGGAGGGCUUUUUUUUUUUUUCUUUUUCCUAGUGUAAAAUAUAUAAACAGAUUUAUAUAGGGGGUUUCUUUAUGUAAUCAUGAUGGUCAAUCCACUGAUUGGGAGGUUUUGUUUUUUUCCUGUCUUGCCCUUCAAGCUGAUAAUGUCUGUAGUGAUGUCCAGUCACAGUCUCUUGUAUUUAUUUAAAUGUCAUGUUUGUUUUUUGGCUCACAUUUUCCAUUCCUCUAUACAUUGCUAUUGUAAAUAUACCACAAAUGUACACCGACUGACAGCAAGUUUAUUAGCAAUAAAUAUUUUUGCACCCUGUA
Messenger RNA from Neoarius graeffei (lesser salmon catfish), 7422 nucleotides. RefSeq names its product myosin phosphatase Rho interacting protein (gene mpripb). The record is from RefSeq and is a predicted model, not a curated record. The transcript is spliced from 24 exons. Gene Ontology annotation, molecular function: actin filament binding. Lineage: Eukaryota; Metazoa; Chordata; Actinopteri; Siluriformes; Ariidae. Gene Ontology annotation, biological process: actin filament organization. The coding region runs from base 828 to 6575 and encodes 1915 amino acids. Gene Ontology annotation, cellular component: actin cytoskeleton.